This is a messenger RNA of Bacidia gigantensis, 1644 nucleotides long. RefSeq lists its product as uncharacterized. The record is from RefSeq and is a predicted model, not a curated record. Lineage: Eukaryota; Fungi; Ascomycota; Lecanoromycetes; Lecanorales; Ramalinaceae. The transcript is spliced from 2 exons. Bases 1 to 1644 code for a protein of 547 amino acids.
AUGUCUGGUACGAACCCUUUCCGCCGUAAGGAUUCUACCAAGCAGCUUUCUACCGAAAGAAAUGCGAAUCCCACGAAUUCUGCCGUCAUUCGACCGGCUACAUACGUUCCCUCUAUAGACACAAACGUACCGAAGACACCCAAAAGCAAGAUUGGCAAGACUGUCCGUAUUAUCUCUCCUCACUCAGCUACCCCGGAUCCGGAACACGAAUCUCCAGUCACCAAUGCUCCACCGCUAAGAAGCUUGUCACCUGCUCCAGAAUUGAUAUCGCGCGAACACGCCCUCGAUGACGACGUGGAUGAUCCGUUCAGGUCCGGUUUAGAUCAGGAGGCUAUUAAUUCGGGACCUGAAGAGUCUCUACCUGAUUCGGUCUUGCAUGUGAAAAACAAUACCGAGAACUAUUCGAGAUCGUCAUCGAAUCCGUUCAAAAAGACAAUUCCAACUGUUGGGCAAGUCGGUGUGAAUGCACCUACGCAACUACAAGCAACGAAUGCUCAAAAGCCACAGUACGGCGUUGAAGAAUUCAAGACUUUGCUAUUGACGGGGGAGAAGACUCUUCCACCGAACAACUCGACUGCUGCGCCGGCUGUCAGCUUUCCAAAUCAGCUGCUAGGUGCGGAUACGAGCAGCAACACAGACACCUCAUCAAUCUCUCGAGUCUCCCUUUUUGAUGCCACUCUUAAACAGCAGUCAGAGUCACCACGAACGUCCCAAGAAAUAUCCCCAUCGGAUGACGAAAGCCAUAUUUCUGCAGCGGCUUCACCAAUGAAAGCAGCGGGAGCGAAACCAUCAGCUCCAAGGCACCGCCAUGGCAAACUUGUAAAAGCAAGUGCACCUGAGACAGUGCCAUUCGAAGACUCUGCAUUUUCACCCACUGACAUCGACCUCAGCUCUGCGUACUCUCAGGAUCAGUUGAUGUUAGACACAUCAAGAUCUAGACACAAUGCAUUGGGCUCGGUCGUAGUUUCUGCGGAAUCAGAUACUACCUCCCAAGGCCCAUCCCAGAAGGAAGCAGGCCAAGCCCAAAGAGAUCCUUUGUCUCACAAGAAAAGCCCACCUGCCCCUCCACCUUCUCGAAGACAUGGCCAACCCCGUCCCAGCUCUUUCGUGCCUGAGGCGGCUCGAUCAUUACCUAUCACGGAAGAGUCACGAUCUGAAGCAGAAGAAGAGAGUCAGUCUCCAGUCAGCAACCUCGGAAAGCCGAGACCGCCACCACCACGGCGAGCACGGUCAGUCAGGCAUGAUUCUUCGUCGUCUAUACCAACUACAGGCUCUUUUACCCCGCUGUCAGAUCAGUCAACACCUACGAGAGCACCUCUGCAAACACCUCCAACGCGCAGUCCCUCAAUCGCUGCAACGCAAAAGCCGGCUCAUCCAUCUCCACAGUCGAGCUCACCGUCAAUGCCUCCUCCCCCACCACCUCGAAGACGAGGAUCUAGUCUAAGUAACUAUACACCUUCCAGACUCAGUGGGGACUACCGUAAUCUACUCAGUCAGAGGCCGAGAGGGGACUCCGGAUCGUCCUCGAUCUCGCAGUUGCAGAUGCCACCCCCUGAGAGUACCUCCGACAAAAAGGAUGUCCUGGCAGAUCUGUCUGCGUUACAGCGAGAAGUGGACGAGCUGAGGGGGAAAAUAAAUCGAUAA